GUAUACCCUGGUAGUAGGACUUCCUCUUCACAGCACGGACCCAAACCGGAAUCGUCGUGGACUUCGUGGUCUUCGCGUCAGGCCAAGGCCACUCCAUUCCCCAGAAUCCACAGAACCCAACCCGGAGCUUACCCGCCCGCCUGAGGACGCCCCAGGCCAACGCCCUCCAAGCCAGCCCGAGCAACUGACUGGGAAUAGACACGCACGUGGGUGAGUGGGGGAGUGGAUUGAUUCCACGGUAGUGUGCCCACCCCCCUCAAGGGUGAAUAUGGCGGAUGCGGCCGGCGGUGGUCUGGUGGACUUCCACCUGACUGAUGCGGCCGACCAUCUCCAAUCCCCGGACGACGGCGAGUUCGACGCCUUUAAUGACGACACGUUCGGCGAUGCGGCCGAGGAAUGGGCCGAGAGCGCGCACGAACAAUUGGCCGGGCUCACCGAGGAAGAAAAGUCCGCACUUCAAUCCUCGCAAGCCUUUUUCGACCUAGACGGGCAGGAUGCUGAGGGAGGCUGGGGUCUGCUCGAGCCCUUGGAGCCCGUGUCGGACACUAAUGGCGGCUUACAUCACGCCAUGGACCGAAUGCGGCUCUCACCUGCGCCCAAACACGCUCCACCCCUUCAGGCCGAAUCGAGCGGUAUGAACGCCCCGAGUCCGCGCCCGGCCUUGCCCAUGUUCUCGAGUGCCGGUCACUUGGGCACUACCCCGCCUGUGGAUCCUGCCAUUAUGUCCAUCGGUCGAUUGCCCGGACCUGUGCCGGUGUUGCCUGGGCCUCCGCCGCAGCCACCCCGAGCAAGUCCGAUGGGACCUCCGCUCUUGCCUACUCAAGGUCACACGUUAGAGGAGUUGGAACGGGAAAUGUUGAGUCAGAGCCGUCCGCCGCCCCUGCCUCGCCCUACUCAACCCUCUCCUUUUGGCAUGCCCCCGCCUCGAUUCCAGGCCAGCGGACCGCCCUUUAACCGAGGCCCACCUCCAUCGGCGGAGUUCAAUAACGGACGGUUCUAUAACCAACCGCACCCUAAUCACCCUAAUCCCAUGCCACACCAUGCUCAUCAACAUCCGAAUCCGCCAUCCCACCAUCACUUUCAGCCACAUCAUCAACAUCCCCCCUCUGGCCCUCAAUUCAAUCGAGGUGGCCGUUUGCCGCCGCAAUACUCCCACCCAUCCCAUGGCGGGGGUUAUGAUCACCGACAGCGUUCCCAUCAUAACCAGCAUUUUCAACCCCCGCCCCAUCAUUAUCAUCCGUCACCCAAUCAUUACCACCGCCAUCAACAGCCCCACUAUCACCAUACCCACCAUCAUCAGCCACGUCACCACCAUAAUCAUCAGCACCAUCCUAAUGAUGGUUUUCAUCAUAACGAGGGCCAUGGCGAUUUCCGCCGUCCCAAUCGCAAUCCGGAUGAUGACAAGAAUAGCGAAACAUUCGGGGCUGAUUUUGUGGAGGACCACUUGCCCCAUUCUGGGCGGAGUACCGGCCGCUUCAAUCCUCGGGGUGAACUCAUGACACCGGGUCAUGUCCAUGUCUUGGGGAUCCUCCGCGGGGCUCGAGAACGCGGUGACGCCCACCAACCCGGGGAAAGUGACUUUUAUGAGCGCGAUCAACCCCAACUCUGCCGCGAUGAGGACGAAUUUGCCGGAUUGAUGACGGGUCGUGAAAAGUUGUGGAUCAUCAAUAUCCAGUUGUCUCAAUUGAAGUGCGAAAACCCCUUUGUGGAUGAUUAUUACUACACGGUGUUUCACCAAAAGCAGGAAUUGGCCGCCCUCGCUCAAGAAAGCGAAGGCAACAAUAAUCAGGAUGAUGACAAGGAGAAUAAGCAACUCAAACGCGAUGAAGAAGGGCCACAACUAUUGUUAAAGGCCGAAUCUACGGACAGUGGUAAAGACGAGUACAUACCCGUUCAAUUCAAUAACUCCUUGGGCAAGCUCCAAGCGCACACCGUGAAAGCCCCUCGGAAGAACAUUGACGUGGAUGUGGUCAAUACUGAAGUAACCGAAGGCACGAGCACGUCGCAAAAAGAUGCCAGGAACUACAAGAGUAUCUUGAUGGAACUGGAGAGGAUUUACUCUCACAUCAUUGAGGUCGAGGACAGCGAUAAGAAGUUGGCGGCUCUGCCCACCAACACGGACAUGCGGCGCCUAGUGUCAGGUGAGCGUCUCGACGCUGUGGAAAAAGUCACCCGCGCUUUGGCCAUGGAGGGACGACUAAAGAAGUAUCUCUUGGUCCGGAAAGGCAAAGCACUCUUGAAGCGAUGCUUUGCUUGGCUCAGUGAUCCCGUGAUCCAUUUGAUUUGCUGCACCCUCUUUCCUUUACUCCCGCUGGCCAUCAAGCGAGAUCGGGAAGACAAGUUGCUCCUCCAGUUUUGGCCCGAUAUCAAAGCCCAUUUCCGGCGAACCUCGCCGGAGAUCUUGAUUCAAUACAUGACCCUCCUGAAUGCCGGUGGAGGGAGUGGCAGUAACUCCUCGCCAAUUCCUGGAUCGGCGAAGACGGGUUCAAGCACUUUCAAGACAGCAUUGGCCCAUCCCUUGGGUGUAUCUAUGCUCGCCAGUGCUCUCCAGCUCCUGUCCGAGCGCAAAGGCUCAGAGGACGAAAAGCGAUCUACCGAGGAAAUAGCGGCUCAAGUGGGAAAGGCGGUUUCCGAAAUGAAGGAUAUUCCCGCACCGUUGGAAAGAAUCGACUUGAAUCCUGCCCUUUUCCAGACCCCAGACCCCCAAAUGCUGGGACGCUUGGCCAAAAUUGGAUCUUUGGUUGUGGCCACUUGAUCGCGUUGGAAAUCCCCUUGUAUGUACGAAUGCGUCCAAAUAUUUUACUCACUCAUGAUCCUAUCGAGUGUCAAUAGACAAACUCAUUGUUUCAA
Messenger RNA from Tigriopus californicus, 2850 nucleotides. Its product is annotated as protein PAT1 homolog 1-like. Gene Ontology annotation, cellular component: P-body. The coding region runs from base 269 to 2755 and encodes 828 amino acids. The record is from RefSeq and is a predicted model, not a curated record. Gene Ontology annotation, molecular function: RNA binding. Lineage: Eukaryota; Metazoa; Arthropoda; Copepoda; Harpacticoida; Harpacticidae. Gene Ontology annotation, biological process: P-body assembly; deadenylation-dependent decapping of nuclear-transcribed mRNA. The transcript has 2 exons.